AUGGAGGUGGAUCCACGCAUUGUUUUACCCGGAGAUGUCAUUGAUGUAGAUGAAGCAUCUACCAUUGUUUUGGGUCCAGGCUUAAGACAAGAAGGUGAUCAGAUUGUCGCCAUGAAAGCAGGCAUUUUGCAACAUUUGGAGGUCGGAAACAGAUACUGGAUCGAGAGUAAUCAAAAACGAUAUAUUGCAUCCACCGGAGAGUCAGUCGUUGGCACAGUGAUUGCCAAGAUGGGAGAGUAUUUCCGUGUCGACAUUGGAACAGCACAUUCAGCCGUCCUGCCCAUGAUGGCAUUUGAAGGUGCUACCAAGCGCAACAAACCCAACUUGAAUGUACAGUCGCUUGUCUACUGCAGAGUGUCCAUGGCAAAUCCUGAUAUGGAGCCCGAGCUUGAAUGUGUCAAUCCCAGAACUGGAAAAGCAGAUGGAUUUGGUGAAUUAGUGGGUGGAUUUGUGAUUAAAUGUUCGCUGGGACUCUGUAGAAGAUUGCUCAACCCCAACACACCGAUUUUGAGUUAUUUGGGCGAACAUUUCCCCUUUGAAACAGCAGUUGGCAUGAAUGGCCGUGUAUGGAUCAACUCGGAAGAAGUGAAAAAUACAAUCUUAAUCUCCAAUGCCAUCCAAAACUCUGAAUACCUUAGUGCUGAUGAAUGCAAGCAAAUGGUGGAAGAUCUCGUAAAUAAGCUAUAG
This is a messenger RNA of Mucor velutinosus, 687 nucleotides long. It is a transcript of the gene utp15, whose product is annotated as U3 small nucleolar RNA-associated protein 15. Gene Ontology annotation, molecular function: RNA binding. NCBI's taxonomy places the organism in Eukaryota, Fungi, Mucoromycota, Mucoromycetes, Mucorales, Mucoraceae. The coding region runs from base 1 to 687 and encodes 228 amino acids. Gene Ontology annotation, cellular component: nuclear exosome (RNase complex); cytoplasmic exosome (RNase complex). Gene Ontology annotation, biological process: TRAMP-dependent tRNA surveillance pathway; poly(A)-dependent snoRNA 3'-end processing; exonucleolytic trimming to generate mature 3'-end of 5.8S rRNA from tricistronic rRNA transcript (SSU-rRNA, 5.8S rRNA, LSU-rRNA). The transcript has 3 exons. The record is from RefSeq and is a predicted model, not a curated record.